GCUAGCCUCCAUUUGUAUAUAAGUGUUGGACAGCCAUUUUCUUCCUAAUCUUUCGACUUCGUUUCAAUUAGUUAGGGUGCUAAAUAUUUAGAAAUCUGGUUAUAUCAUUAAUCGAGACACAGGAAGAUGCAGGCCAUUAAGUGUGUGGUUGUUGGCGACGGAGCUGUUGGAAAAACGUGCCUGCUGAUUAGUUACACUACCAAUGCUUUUCCUGGAGAGUAUAUACCAACUGUUUUUGAUAACUAUUCUGCUAAUGUGAUGGUUGAUGGGAAACCCAUAAAUCUAGGAUUGUGGGAUACAGCAGGACAAGAGGAUUAUGACCGACUGAGACCGCUGUCCUAUCCACAAACUGAUGUCUUCUUGAUCUGUUUCUCAUUAAUCAGUCCAGCCAGUUUUGAAAAUGUCCGAGCAAAGUGGUACCCUGAGGUGAGUCAUCACUGCCCCAACACGCCAAUCAUCCUUGUUGGGACGAAGCUGGAUCUGCGUGAAGACAAGGAAACUAUAGAGAAGCUGCGCGAGAAGAAACUCUCGCCCAUCACCUACCCUCAGGGCCUGGCGAUGGCCAAAGAAAUACAGACUGUGAAAUACCUAGAGUGCUCGGCCCUGACGCAGAAAGGCCUGAAGAAUGUAUUUGACGAAGCUAUACGAGCCGUCCUCUGUCCCAGGCCAAAACAGAAACGCCAUAAUAAUUGUAAUGUAUUUAUAGUGUGUUUUUCUGUCGUCAGUCCAACGAGCUAUGAAAACGUUAAAGCAAAGUGGAUCCCAGAACUUAACCACCAUUGCCCAAGAGUGCCGUGUAUUCUAGUUGGGACCAAACUAGAUCUCCGCGACGACAAAGACACACUUGACAAGCUAAAAGUCAAAAAAUUGUCUCCCAUAAGUCAUACUCAAGGCUCACAUUUGGCCAAAGAAAUCAAGGCCGUUCGUUAUAUAGAAUGUUCCGCUCUGACCAGGCAUAACCUGGAGACAGUGUUCGUGGAGGCAGUGCGAAGCCACAACUCCAAGAAGAAGAGUAGUAACUCAAAGCACUUAUGUAUUGUGCUUUGAAAACUAUUUCUUUUCCUGCACAUUUCUGGAUAAUUUAUUUACUUAGGUAAACUGGAAGGACCAAUCAAUAAUACCUGAAGAAUGUGUGUGCUUUUCAUUGGCGGACCAGGAAAUUUGAAAUAGGAAAGGAGCACCUUUAUGGAUUCCUCACUUUGUUGGAGGGAUGUUUUUUAUUCUGUAAAUUUUCGAUAUAUUCCACAGAAAUAAUAAGAAGUGUAUCCCCUCCGAAUCAAUCAGUGCCCUUCGAAGUGCAGACUUGGACAUACAGCAGUGUGUGAAAUCUUGCUAUACUGCCACCAGACUUUCUGCGUUUGAUAUUUUCUGAGCACUAGUAAACUUCAUAUGCAUUGCAAUAUGUUCAUUCGGUUAUGCCAGACAAAGAAGUAGUCACAGAUCCGUUUUUGAAAGGAAAGCCGUGACUGAAACUGUUUAUAUUUGAACCAGAGAUGAUGUAAUGGUGUACCACGGCAUCAUUCUCUUAAGUUCAUGGCAUGAUGUCUUGAGACAAUUGGAUUUAUUAGCGUUUGAAAUAGCACUUUAUGCUGAACGAAAGUGGAUUCCCAGACCUUUCUUGUAAAAUCAGCUACAGAACAUCUAUACAAGAAUAGCAGCCCACGUCAGUUGUAAACUGACAAUGAUGUUUUACCUUCUGCUGUACACGUGACAUAGCUGACGGGGUUUUUUUUCUUCUAAAAGAAUAGAAUCGAUUCUAAUAGAGGCUUUCUUUCGGAUUCGCCACCGAAUAACAAUACGAGAAUAGUCGAUUUAGUUAUACAUAAUGUGAAAAUGUACAGCAUCUCUUGCUUUUUAUUCCUGACACAAAUUUGUUUUAACUUAAACAGAUUUCUAGUGUUUAACAUGUCCAUACUAUAUCGUUGUUUCUAUAUUCAGGUCUGGUGUUUAUACAAUGUUACGGUCUACUAGCUCUUGAGGUUUUAAUAAGCCCGCUCAUGCCAAUAGCAUGUUUACAGGAAGCUGUAUCUCUGACUCGCAAUCAUUGUCCAGAGGCUAGUUCAGAGAGAGUUAGUUUUAGCUCCCUUCAUCUUCACAAGCCAAGGAACCAUUCCGUAUACUGCAUUUCGUAUUAUAAAAUGCAGUAUGCUAUACGGAAUGGCGCCGUGGCUUACGAUCAAUCAAUCAACCAUUUGAAUCGUGCUAACAUCCACGGAAGGUUCAAGCACGACUGUCUUGGGCACCUCCUCCAAGAUCGGUAGAUGUGUCCAAGACAGGGGCUUGGCUUACGAAGAUGAGCUACCGUUAGCAUGUGAAUUAUAAAAAAAAUACUAAAACAAAAGGAUUAAAUACCAGAAUACCAGUGCUAAAUAUGGUAAUAUCUUAAAUGGGUCCACUUAAUCUAAGUGAAGAGAGCAAUUAAUCGUUCUCAUCAAUGUUUUUCACGGAAAUGUCUGCUAAAAGUCUGGAGAGACUUCGCUGAACUCUUUUAAGUCUUCACAUGCAUGUUUUAUAACCACGGGUCCUGUUCCAUGUUCAGCCAGUCAACGUUUCGCUAUCGUUCGCGAACUAUUUGAAUGGUUCCCGACGUGGUAAUUUGGUUUAUUGUGAAGCGCAUAAACCAGUCUAGCGGACGUUUUUCUGCUCGGUCUGGCUGAACUCGGGGCGGGUUAUUACUUUCUAGUCCGUGUCAAUAUGACCAGUUAAUUAUUUUACAAAAUAGCUGCAUAGCUGCAUAAUCAAUUUUAAUAGACCUGAUGGCAGUUAUUAUCAUUAUUAUGACCAAGUAAUUGACGAAUUAUGCACUAGUACGUACAUAUAGGCAUACCUAUCACUUUUGACUGAUAGAGUCAUCAAUGUGAGUUCAGAAUCACAGGACAUUAGUAAAUGAUUUUGAUUUAAUACUGUUAAUCACAUUUACAUUAGGAAUAGAUGGAUAGUUAAGUGAAUAACUAAAUAGUUAGCUAAUAUUAUAAUACUAAUAUAUACAUAUAUAAAAGAUAGUCCUAUUAAAAUGUACAAUACAUUUAAACCAGUGAACAGAUAUACAGAUAGAAAAUACUACACGAUGAUGGUUUGAUAUCAUAUGUCUUACAACUAAUUGUUUUAAAACAUAUCUAACGUUCGAAAGUGAGUUGGAUACGUUUUAAACGAAUUCUAAGAUAAAUGAUAUCUAAUGGAUAAGAAUGUAGUAUUCUAUUUUUUACUUAUUUAAAAAAAUAAAAAAUAAAAAAACAAUUUCAAAAACCCAAGUAGAUUUUAAAUACAUUUAAACGUCUUUUUCAGUUAAAACGUAUUUUCAGCGCUUCAUCAAGCAAUCAUUUUCAGGUUUAACUUAUACGUUACAGAGUAUUUAAAUUCGAUGUAUUGAUGUGGUGACCGGGUCAUUACCGUGGAGUUGAGCCGGGCGGUAUACCGUAUAUACCGUUCGGUAUUGGUAUCAUGUCAAUACCAAUUUAUCGUACCGAGCAAAUUGCAAAAUACCGAAAUUUCGGUAUUGAAAAAUGUUAUCCGCCCUUUAGUAAAGCACUAAAAAUAUAUCUGACAAGCGCAAAAUAGUUGAAAAGAAGAGAGAUUAAGGCCUUGUGUAUGGAAUUUUAUUUUAUUUGGAAGAAAUUAGAGGGUGAGACUUAUUUCGGGCAUGCAUUUAAAGCAGAGUAUACCGAAAAUACCGCUCGAUAUCGGUAUCGGUAUUGUAUCAAUACCAAAUACUGCACCGAUACCGGGUAUUCAACAUGCUUAUAAAAGUUUAUAAGAUUUUAAUGAAGAUUUUUAUAAAUACUGAUAGAAUUUAAAAAAAAGUAUUUUAAAAAGGUCUCCUACAAAAUGCCUAAGACUUGGCAGGUAUAAAACACACCAAAACCCCUCUAAACCAGAAACCCAUGGGACCCUCUAAACCGGACACCCACGAUACCAAGUAAAAUGUCCGGUUUAUAAGAGACAUCCGGUUUAUUGAAGGUAAAAAAACUAAUAAAAAAAUCUUUCUUAUAUAAUUCUGUUCCGUAUUGAUAGAUAUAUUUAACAAGUGACAAAAAACAACAACACCAAUCAAAUACGGAUAAAACGUUGCCCCUGUCUAAAUGUGCGUCUGCACUUGACCGUGUUAAAUAACACUUAAAACUGUCAUCAGCACCAACACCCAUGCGCAGCAUCGGUGUUUAUACAGGUGAAUCACGUUACAGGACGGCUGCUAACAUUUCACUAUAGUUAAUGAAAAAUGACCCUCCACCGAACAGAUGACAUUCCGGAAGUAUUAUGAAACAUGCCAGCGAUUUGAAGCAUUAACUGCGUGCAUGUGUCAUUUUGCUUCACUCCUCACAUCUUUGUACCUUUAUAUACUUCUUCAUCAACUAUUCAUUGUGUAUAAAAGGUUAUACGUGUUGCUAAUAAAACAUGAACUACUAGUA
Molecule: messenger RNA, 4406 nt
Organism: Gigantopelta aegis
Lineage: Eukaryota; Metazoa; Mollusca; Gastropoda; Neomphalida; Peltospiridae
Product: ras-related C3 botulinum toxin substrate 1
Exons: 8
Coding region: 127-1047 (306 amino acids)
Biological process (GO): actin filament organization; establishment or maintenance of cell polarity; regulation of cell shape
Cellular component (GO): cytoskeleton; cytoplasmic vesicle; cell projection
Molecular function (GO): GTPase activity; protein kinase binding; GTP binding
Source: RefSeq, a predicted model, not a curated record